Paramecium primaurelia is the source of this 2232-nucleotide messenger RNA. The record is from the annotation of a GenBank genome assembly. NCBI's taxonomy places the organism in Eukaryota, Ciliophora, Oligohymenophorea, Peniculida, Parameciidae.
AUGGAGGAAUUAUUUGCUCUUUAAUAAUAAUUAGCAGAAAUAUAGGAAACAUCAACAAAGUAUAGAUUAUCUGAUAGAAUCAUAAUUGAUUUGAUUGAAAAACUAGUUAAAGAAUAUGAUUUAAAGGUUUAUCAUUCAACAGAUGGUCAAAGUUUGGUGACACCAAAUCAAUUGUCAAAAGAGAUUCAUCAACUAAUUUUAUCAAAUAAGAGAGUGGCUGUGAAUCAAUUACCCGAUAUAUUGGGCAUAGGAUUUGAUAAAAUUGAAGGAUAAAUAGAAAAGGAUAGCAAUGGUUGGGUAAUUUUAAUAUUAAAUAUCGAUAACAGGAUGUUGUCAGAAUGCAAGAUGAAAUGAUGUCUCAUGAUUAUAUUCUAAAUGUUUGUGAAGAGAUUAACGAAGAUCUCUAAUAAAAGUCAAUUAUUUCAUUAUAAGAAAGUAUAAAUCAUUUAAAUUUUUAUUAUAAGUAAUGUAGAAGUAUGCACUUCCUAUGUAAUUUGUAUAAAAAUAUGUACUUUAAUAAGUAGGGACAAUUAUUUAAGGAGUACUUAAUGAAGAUAAAUUGACAACUGUGACUUACCUUGAAAUAAUCACUGCAAAAUUAUGUGGUAUUUUAAGAGCAACAUUGAGUCCUGUUUCUUUCAUAAAAUUAAAUAAGGAUUUAGAAAUUCAAAAUUCUUAAAAAAUUUGUGAAUAAUUAUUAAUUACCAAAUAACUUGAUGGUAAGAUUAUUUCAGGUUAAUAUGUGAGUUCUAGAUUUAUUCAAAGUCAAGAGGCUUAAGUAAAAUCAUUUUUUUAAUAAAAUUCUUAUGUUGAAUAUGAUAAACUUUAUUAAUAGUUUUUCAUUCAAAAACCAAAAGAAUAUUUAAAGUAAAUGUUCAAAGAUAAUGUUAUCUUUUUGGAUACUUGUGGUUUUAGUAGAGAUGCUUUAAUAUCAAAACAAGAUUAAAUAUAAGAAUUACUCAUAAAUGAAGGUCAUACAAAUCUUUAGGAAAUUUUACCUGUUAUUUUAAGUGAUUAAGAUAUUGAGACAUUGUUUUCAUUGAUGUAAUUAAAUAAUUGUGAAUAUGCCAAUUUUAUGAUAUAUAAUAAAACAUUCCUAGAUAAAUUGGCUUUGGCAUUUAAAGAUAAAAUUAUUGAAUCAAUUUAUCAAAAUCCAUAAAAAUUGAUUGAAUAAUAACAAAACCAAGAUGAUACUGUUUAGGAUAUAUAAGCUUCUGCAGGAGGAUUUGCAAACAAGAAAAACAAAAAGUAAUAAUAACCACAAAAAAAGAAAUAAUAAAAUAAAUAAGAAUUAUUUACAAACAAAGAAAUCACUGAUUUACUUACAUAAAAGAAAUUAGUUGAAUAUAAUGAUUGUGUAGAUGAAUUAUUUCAGUUUUUAUAGCCAAGAUUAUCUACUUUAUAUGAAUAAAUUAAGAUUGAAUUAUUUGAAAGUAAGAAAUCAGCAUCAAGUUAAGUAAUUUAAGAGAUUCAAAAAAAAAUUGAAGAUAUGGCUCUUGGUCUUAUGAUAACAUAGAGAUCAUUAUAAAAAAUAUAAUAAGAUUGUCAUGAAGUAAAUACAAAAGUUUUAGUUGAUAAUUGUUUAUUUGGUUAUAGAUUACUUGUUGAAAACUUAGUUGUAAUAACUUGUAAAAAAUAUAAUAUUUAACUACCAUAAAAUUUAUUUGCUGAUCCUAAUCAUCCAAGUGUUGUAAAUGGUUAAAUUAAUUUUGGAUUAUAAAAGUCUGGAAGAGUAUUUUUAAAUAAAGUAGCUUUAGGAGAAGCAAUUCUAUUUUUACCUAAAGAGUAAUAGAAAGCUUUAAAAGACACUAUGGAAUUAUAUACAAAAAAAUCUUUAGAUAUAUUAUCAUAACAUACAUUUUUUGAUGUUUUCAAUCUAAAAGUUUAAUUAGAUAAAAAGAAUGAUAGAAAUCUACUUUUAUUUAUUAAGCAUCAUUGUAAAGAGUAUAUCAAAUAAAGAUAAAAUGAGAUUUUUGAUGAAAAUGUAUUCAAUUAAAUAAUUUUGGCAAUGUCAACAGAUUUAGGAUUAUAUUUUGUUGGAAAUUAUGAUCAACAAUUUUAUUCUGCUCUAAAACAAAUUGUUUAUGAAUUAUAAAGUGACAAAUAGAUUAAAACCAUAUUAAAUAAUAUUAUACGUAUAUAUAUGAUUAACAUUAUUUAGAUUCAAUAAAUUAAUAAUUAGAAAUUACAGCAGAAGCCAAGGAAUUAUUAGAACUACUUAAGCUCUUAUGA